Sphaerodactylus townsendi is the source of this 1535-nucleotide messenger RNA. RefSeq names its product MAPK regulated corepressor interacting protein 1 (gene MCRIP1). Lineage: Eukaryota; Metazoa; Chordata; Lepidosauria; Squamata; Sphaerodactylidae. The record is from RefSeq and is a predicted model, not a curated record. The coding region runs from base 187 to 486 and encodes 99 amino acids. The transcript is spliced from 6 exons.
CUCCCGCGGGUACACCGUACAGGGGCUGUCCGGACCCAUUCACCCGUAGUGCGCAUGCGUAGCCCGGCCUAGGCGCUCUCUUCCGCCCCGGGCCUGGCAGCAGCUGGAGGAACGGGGACCGCCCCGGGCCCAGCAUCGCCGACCCACACAUCUAGUGCUUGGGCCAGGGCUGGGCAAGAGGCAGCCAUGACAAGCUCCCCUGUUUCCAGAGUUGUUUACAAUGGCAAGAGGAACAGCAGCCCUCGCUCCCCAAGCAACAGCAGUGAGAUCUUUACUCCUGCACAUGAAGAGAAUGUGCGCUUCAUCUAUGAAGCAUGGCAGUGUGUGGAGCGGGAUCUCCGCAGCCAGAUGGCAGGUGGCGAACGGGGCCUUGUGGAAGAGUAUGUGGAAAAGAUACCAAACCCCAGUCUGAAGGGGAGAGGAGCCAGUUCAUUCCUGUUAAUCACACGUUUCUGUUUUCCUGUGGCUGGAGUGAAUGUACAGUAGUAAUGGUCAAAUUAUGCAUUCAAACCUGUUGAUUUGAGUGACUUAAAGCGACGGAACACACAGGAUGCUAAGAAAUCCUAAGGUGGCUUGGCUUGGCCCAGCCCCAAUCUCUGGCACAUGGACACUGAUCCAUGAAUUCGAUGACUUUGUGUUGGUUUCCUUCUUUGGUCUGGAUUGUGCCUGGGGCUGGCUCUGAAUUCCCUAGAAAAGAUAGGCUUUGUGCCUCUCCUUCACAGCAUCCCCUGGCCUGGGCUGCCUGCCUUCACUCUACAGUUGGCCCCAGGAGUUCUCCUUUUCCCUAGUAAAUGACAUUUUGCUCUGAUGGUGGCCAAGAGACUGGUGUAUACCCUGCCAUUUUUAAGAAUAUGGAGUAAGGCAGAAUGGAAUCAGGAACAACCUGACCUAUUUUCUCCCUGAACUCCUCUCAAAGCCCAGCCCUUCUUAGGAAGAGGCCAAGAGAAGACAAUGGGAUGGAAGCAGUAAUGGUUUCUGUUGCCCAUCCUGCCAUUUUCAGUCUGAGAAGUUAGAAUGGUAACUCAACAUAAACACCUGAACUUUUCUCAGGUGAAUGAAAGGGUGUUGUACUGCAACCUCUGUCUGUCUGUGUUAAGCUCCUUGGGGCAAUGGUGGGGGAGAACAGAAAAUAAAAGCUGAGAGCCCAAGUACCAUGUUCCCCUGAGAGCAAACUCUUUUAAGGUUACUGCAGUAUGGGAUAGAAUGGCACCCUGUGCUGAGGAGAUACUCCCAUGUGUUGCUGUCACUAUGCCCUGCUGACUUGUAGCCCCAGCCAGGGGGCGAGCAGUAUUUCUGAGCUAGCCCCAGAGCCAGCCCUAUGCCCCAGCAGUACUGGGGGAUAGACUUAGUGUGUUCUGGGCCCUGGCAGGUGACAGAACUGCCUGUUCUUGUGUCCAGCCCAGCCACUGAUGUUGGAGAUCCUGCCCAGGGUGGGUAGGCAAGGGGCAUGGUGGCUGUUCCUUUUGUUAUGUCCUCUCUUGGUCUGUGUCUGUUGUUAAGGAGUGUUGUAAAUAAACGCUGGUUAGUCAUUUUGA